UUAGCAGGAAGAUGAGCCUCAAGUCUGAACGCCGAGGAAUACAUGUGGAUCAGUCAGAGCUCCUCUGCAAGAAAGGAUGUGGCUACUACGGCAACCCUGCCUGGCAGGGCUUCUGCUCCAAGUGUUGGAGGGAGGAGUACCACAAAGCCAGGCAGAAGCAGAUUCAGGAGGACUGGGAACUGGCAGAACGACUUCAGCGGGAAGAGGAAGAGGCCUUUGCCAGCAGUCAGAGCAGCCAAGGAGCCCAGUCUCUCACAUUUUCCAAAUUUGAAGAAAAGAAAACCAAUGAAAAGACCCGCAAGGUUACAACAGUGAAGAAAUUCUUCAGUGCUUCUUCCAGGGUUGGAUCCAAGAAAG
Messenger RNA from Dipodomys ordii (Ord's kangaroo rat), 357 nucleotides. RefSeq names its product rab5 GDP/GTP exchange factor-like. Gene Ontology annotation, molecular function: guanyl-nucleotide exchange factor activity; small GTPase binding; DNA binding. The record is from RefSeq and is a predicted model, not a curated record. NCBI's taxonomy places the organism in Eukaryota, Metazoa, Chordata, Mammalia, Rodentia, Heteromyidae. Gene Ontology annotation, cellular component: cytosol; endocytic vesicle. The transcript is spliced from 2 exons. The annotation marks the transcript as partial. Gene Ontology annotation, biological process: vesicle-mediated transport.